This is a messenger RNA of Aspergillus tanneri, 354 nucleotides long. Its product is annotated as acyl carrier protein. Bases 1 to 354 code for a protein of 117 amino acids. Lineage: Eukaryota; Fungi; Ascomycota; Eurotiomycetes; Eurotiales; Aspergillaceae. The transcript has a single exon. The record is from RefSeq and is a predicted model, not a curated record.
AUGCAAACGAACACUUGUACCCUUACCGCCUCCGAGCCCAUCACGCGAUGUGAAGCAGUCGACCACUUCAACGACUCGAACAACAGCAUCAAGAAUUCCCUGAUCAAUUUGGGAAUUGAUAGCAUGACUGCUAUUGCGAUACAUUCAUGGUUGAAGGCAAACAGUGAACUGGACGUCUCGCUGUCUUUGGAUGAAUUAGGUGUCGACAGCAUGGCUGCGGUAGCAAUGUAUUCUUGGCUAAGGACGAACCAUAUCAUGGAGGCUGGCAUUGAUAGUAUGGCUGCUGUUCGAUUACGGUCUUGGUUGAAAAUGACUCUAGGUGUGGAUAUCAGUAUUCAGGAAAUCAUGUCAUAG